Messenger RNA from Dufourea novaeangliae, 1285 nucleotides. RefSeq names its product tachykinins (gene Tk). The transcript has 5 exons. Lineage: Eukaryota; Metazoa; Arthropoda; Insecta; Hymenoptera; Halictidae. Bases 1 to 1104 code for a protein of 367 amino acids. The record is from RefSeq and is a predicted model, not a curated record.
AUGAUCGUUCGUUCAAGCCUGCUGUUGGCAGCGACGAUCGUGUUCACGUUCGCCGACGAUUCCUCGUCGAACAGCCUUCUGUCCGAGAAACGCGGCCCGAUGGGCUUUCAAGGAAUGCGCGGUAAGAAGGAUUUUGCAUCGUUGGAACACGACCAAUUGUCGAAACGGACACCUAUGGGCUUUCAGGGGAUGCGAGGAAAGAAGGAUUCGAUAACGGGUGAAAUUCAACACGAACUUCUCUCGGAAGACGCUAAUAAACGGGCACCAAUGGGUUUUCACGGUUUGAGGGGUAAAAAGGAUAGUACCAGUCCUUACUUCGAUGAUUCGUACGUUCCGGUUCCGGGCAACAUGUACGAGAAGAGAUCGCGCUACAAACAGGAUGAACAUUAUAAACGCGCUCCGAUGGGAUUUCAAGGGAUGAGGGGCAAGAAAUCUCUCCAAGAGAUCUCGAAUGAAAUUGAGAAGCAGACUGGGACAGAGUUGGAAGAUUCGAAAGGUGCGGAAACGUACUCGUUCGAUUAUUCGGAAGACUACGAGACGAGAGUGCCAGCGACGGGAUAUCAGCAAGGUGUGCUGCGCGACAAGAAAAACAACGAAAUCGUCGUCGGGGAAUGGGAGAAAAGGGCUCCCAUGGGAUUCCAAGGAAUGCGUGGCAAAAAAAUCAUUCUCGACGCGAUACAAGAACUAGAGAAACGAGCAGCGAUGGGUUUUCACGGAAUGCGUGGUAAAAAGGAUACAUUUGUUAAUUACGCCGACUACCCGAUCGGUCCGUUCGGUUACGCGAAGAGGAGUGCGGAGGACUUUGACGAGGGAGAAGUUAGCGAAUCGUUCAAGAGGGCUCGGAUGGGUUUUCACGGAAUGAGAGGUAAAAGAGACGCAACGCGGAUUUACGGGAGCAACGCGGGCAUCGGAAGAACAACGAUAGGCCAUCAAGGAACCAACGACCGAGGAAACCAAGUAGUCGCGUAUGAGAUUGAAAAACGAUCGCCCCUCAGGUAUCUUGGAGUUCGGGGUAAAAAGAAUCCACGAUGGGAGCUUCGGGGAAAGUUCGUCGGAGUGAGAGGGAAGAAAUCAUCGUCGGUACAAGACCGGCUUGUCUUCUAACGCGUUCUUCUAUAUUCUAUAUUCGAUGUUCUAUGUCGUCGAAACGAAUAAAUUGCGAUUAAAAAAUCCUCAAGGUCAAUAGGUAAAAUCCAACGAUGCGCGCAUUCGCAUACCGCUCCGUAUCCGUACCUACACAUUGUCCAUGUGUCUAUGUAGUCGGGCCAACUUGAAACAAAACUGU